AUGAUAAAGAUCAAUUUAUUAAAUAAUUUAACAAAAAGAGGAAAUAUACUCACCAACUCUUUUAUAAACAAUAGUAAAAUAAACAUAAAUAUUAAAAACACUAAUAAUUAUAAUAAUAUUAAUAAUAAAUGUAUAAUACCAAAUUCAAUUAGCAAAUCAACUCAAUCAAAUAGUCUUUUUAAAAAUUUAAAUUCAGAUUCAAGAUUACUAUCAUUCAAUAAUGCAUCAAAUAUAAAUAUAAAUAAAUACUAUAGUACAUCAAAAAUCCCACCACCAUUAACCAAUCAAGUUGUAAGAAAAUCUGGGAAAGAAUUAGUUUCCAUGUACAUUUUACUUUUUGUUGGGUGCUCCAUCGUUUGUGUUAUUUAUUAUAUAGCAUAUUUAAAUUAUCAAAGAUUAGAUAAACUAAACAAAGGUAUAGAAGAAAUCGAAAAUUUAUCAGAUGAUCAAAUUAGAGAGAUUAUUGCCGAAUCAAAACGUGCAAAAUUGGAAAAGGAAAAAGAAAAUGAAAAUAUAAAGAAGGCACCAGUUGAUAGAAUUUUAAAAUAA
Dictyostelium purpureum is the source of this 549-nucleotide messenger RNA. RefSeq lists its product as uncharacterized. The transcript is spliced from 2 exons. Bases 1 to 549 code for a protein of 182 amino acids. NCBI's taxonomy places the organism in Eukaryota, Evosea, Eumycetozoa, Dictyosteliales, Dictyosteliaceae. The record is from RefSeq and is a predicted model, not a curated record.